This is a messenger RNA of Helicoverpa armigera (cotton bollworm), 1377 nucleotides long. Its product is annotated as exosome complex component MTR3. NCBI's taxonomy places the organism in Eukaryota, Metazoa, Arthropoda, Insecta, Lepidoptera, Noctuidae. The transcript has 6 exons. The coding region runs from base 438 to 1370 and encodes 310 amino acids. Gene Ontology annotation, biological process: rRNA catabolic process; poly(A)-dependent snoRNA 3'-end processing; U4 snRNA 3'-end processing. Gene Ontology annotation, cellular component: cytoplasmic exosome (RNase complex); nuclear exosome (RNase complex); nucleolus. The record is from RefSeq and is a predicted model, not a curated record.
UUCGAUGUGGACGGAGCCAGUUGUUCGAGCGAUGUGGCACGAUAGCACGCGACCGCGCGCCUUGUGGUUCGCGCGACGACUACCUUACAGCAUAAACUUACUACCAGAAAACUAAAGGAAAAACAAAGAAACAGGAGGAAGGAAUGACUCGAAGAAACUUUCAUGCUGUGCGGAAUCAAAAUUGCAAACAAAGGGUAUGCUGAUGGAAAAAUGACAAAAUAAUGCGACAGAACUUAGAAGUUUCAUACAAUAAUCUACUCAUUUAAAAUCCCUGUUUACAGAUCAGCAAGCAGCAGUCUAUUGUCUUGAGUCCUGUCAUCAAUGUCAUGCGUCAAGUGGUUGACUGAACUUUGUUGAUUCUGUGGCUGUUGUCUGGUUUUGAGGUUAUGUGAAGUCGAGGUUUAUGUAUUCAUAACAAAAACGAAAAUAUAAUCAAAAUGCCUCUGGAUUACCGAAGAUUUAAUGGACCCGAAGACAGUGUGUCAUACAAACGUUUUACUAAGGACCAUUCAAAGACUUAUGAUGAACUUUACAAAGAGUUGCUAGAUGAUAACGGAGUUCGGAAAGACGGCCGCGCUUUGGCCGAGGCUCGUAGCAUGUGUAUGUUUUUUGCUAGAACCGAUAUGGUUUCUCAAGCAAAGGGAUCAGCGUACGUAGAAUUGAGAAAAACAAAAGUGGUUUGUUCCGUGUUUGACCCGCGAGAAAUCCCCCACCAAAAUGAGUUCAGUCAACUUGGCCAAAUAUUCUGUGAGGUGAAAUUCGCGCCAUUUUCUUGCCCCCGCAAACGGCGCCAACACCAGCCUGAUGCUGAAGAAAAAGCUUUGUCUGUGGCACUCAGGAAAGCCCUGGAGCCCACAGUCUGUAGACACAUGUUCCCUAACUAUCAGGUUGACGUGUUCAUAUACAUUCUGGAGCAUGACGGGGCGUGCUUGCCCGCAGCAAUUAACGCUGCUGGCCUUGCAUUAGCCGAUGCAGCGGUCCCAAUGUAUGAUGUAAUAACAUCUUGUUCCAUUGCAGUUAUAGGCGACAAGAUGUUCGUGGACCCAACAGAAAAUGAAGAACAUCUAGUCUUAUUAAGCCCACAGACUGCUACCAAUCAUGGUAUUGUCACAUUGUCUAUGCUGUCUGAAUUAAAGCAGAUAUCAGACUUCACGGUAGUAGGCUCUAUGGAUGUGGAAUGUAUUUCAAAAGCUAUGACUGUUCUAGAAAAAGAAUGUGGUAAGCUUGUACCUCUGAUACAGAAGGUGCUUGUAGCUAAUGUUUUAAAGUGUAUCGAACAACGAAAGAGGUUGGAAGAGGAAGCUAACGAGAGGGAACAGGCUUUAAACGCAAAGAUGGAGGAGUGGAAAAGAUUAUUAAAUGCUGGAUGAGAUUUAA